Molecule: messenger RNA, 600 nt
Organism: Cinclus cinclus
Lineage: Eukaryota; Metazoa; Chordata; Aves; Passeriformes; Cinclidae
Gene: HSPB3
Product: heat shock protein family B (small) member 3
Cellular component (GO): cytoplasm; nuclear speck
Source: RefSeq, a predicted model, not a curated record
AUGUUAAGCUCUGCCUGUUCUAAAAGUGAAAGGCAACAUCAACUGAUAGACUGAUCUCUGGGUAAGACACACGGCUGGGAAGAUGAUCUCAGUCUGACUCUGCAGCUUCCCAACACAGCAGGAGUGGCAGCUGAUCUUUCUGCCUCAGCAAUGGCAGAAGCCGUCAUAAGGCACUGGGUGGAAACUCCUGCACGAUACCAGGAGCAAUUUGUUGGUCAAGAGCUGGAAGCACACAAACUGAACCACCUUUUAUAUGCUUUGCCGGGCCCUGCCACCAUGGCACCGAGCAACCAAAGGUGUGCCACAGAAAGCACGGCUGGGGCCGGGAAGAGCAGCCGGGAGGAGGAAAACACACACUUUCGGGUCCUGCUGGACGUUGUGCAGUUCCGCCCCGAAGAUAUCAUUAUCCAGACUUUCGAAGGCUGGCUCCUGAUUAAAGCUCAGCAUGGACCCAGGAUGGAUGAACAUGGUUUCAUAUCCAGAAGCUUCACCAGACAAUAUAAAUUACCUGACGGAGUCGAGAACAAAGACUUGUCUGCACUUUUCUGCCAUGAUGGCAUUUUGGUUGUUGAAAUGAAGAACUCGGUGGAAAAGAAUUAG